Molecule: messenger RNA, 1035 nt
Organism: Panicum virgatum (switchgrass)
Lineage: Eukaryota; Viridiplantae; Streptophyta; Magnoliopsida; Poales; Poaceae
Exons: 2
Coding region: 45-1007 (320 amino acids)
Molecular function (GO): protein dimerization activity
Source: RefSeq, a predicted model, not a curated record
CAAGACCAGGUGAUACACGUUGGGGAUCUCAUUAUAGAACUGUUAUGCAUGUGAUUCAUUUGUAUCCUUCAAUCAAGAAAGUGCUUUUUAGAGUUGGGAAAGAAGGUAAAGGGGUUGAGGCAUUUGGAGCUCAAACUAUGCUCAGAGUAUUUACCUCAUUUGAGUUUGUUUUUCUGCUCCACAUGAUGAAUGAAAUAUUUGGAUACACAAAUGACUUAUGCAAUGCUUUGCAAAAGAGGGAGCAAGAUAUUGUAAAUGCAAUGGAUCUUCUUGAGCUCACAAAGGUGGAAUUGGAUGUUUUGAGAAGAGAUGCUGGAUGGGAAGAAUUUCUUAAGAAUGUCACUUCUUUCUGUGAGAAGCACAAAGUUAAAGUUGUUGAUAUGGAUGGAAAGUAUAUUCCUAUUCAAAGAUCAGCUAAGUUCUAUAGAGGUGCCACAAAUUAUCACAGGUUUCAUGCUGAUAUGUUUUUGGGUGUCAUUGAUAGGCAACUUCAGGAACUGAAUAGCAGGUUUGAUGAGGUAAACACAGAGCUACUUAGAUGUAUGGCAGCAUUCAAUCCAGCUAAUUCUUUUUCUGCCUUUGAUAAUGAGAAGUUGGUUAAGCUUGCUGGGUUCUAUCCUCAUGACUUUGAUUUUCAAGAGAGGAACCAACUUCGUUUUCAACUACGCAACUAUAUUAAUGAUGUGAGGAAUGAUGAGAACUUCAAAAAUUUGAGGAGUCUAGCAGACUUGUCUAUGAUGCUAGUUAAAAGAGAUAUGGUUUCUCGGUAUGACAUUGUGUACAAACUUCUCAAAUUGGUUCUAGUUCUUCCUGUUGCAACUGCUGGUGUUGAGAGGAUUUUUUCUGCAAUGAACACUAUAAAAAACAAGUUAAGAAGCAAGAUGGGACAGGAUUUUCUGAAUAAUUGUUUGAUCACAUUCAUUGAAAGGGAAUUCUUCUUGCAAGCGAAGGAUGAGGACAUCAUCAAUUAUUUUCAAGCUAUGAAGGACCGAAAAGUCAUCUUGUAAUUUAUCCCAAAUCCUGGGCCCGCCCCUG